Molecule: messenger RNA, 470 nt
Organism: Tupaia belangeri chinensis (Chinese tree shrew)
Lineage: Eukaryota; Metazoa; Chordata; Mammalia; Scandentia; Tupaiidae
Product: semaphorin-7A-like
Exons: 2
Coding region: 7-465 (152 amino acids)
Biological process (GO): negative chemotaxis; semaphorin-plexin signaling pathway; axon guidance
Cellular component (GO): external side of plasma membrane; plasma membrane
Molecular function (GO): chemorepellent activity; semaphorin receptor binding; integrin binding
Source: RefSeq, a predicted model, not a curated record
UGGCUCAUGGAGGCCAUGGGCCAGGCAGCGCAGUCGGCAGGCAUGGGGGUGCCCUGUGCGGCACCAGGCUGGCCACAGCCAGGGGAUGGGUGGCCCUGGUCCCUGCUGAGAUGGUCUCCAUGCCCCUGCAGGAACUACUCGGCCGUCUGCGUGUAUUCCCUCGGCGAUAUCGACAAGGUCUUCCGCACCUCCUCACUCAAGGGCUACCACUCAGGCCUUCCCAACCCUCGGCCUGGCAAGUGCCUCCCAGAUCAGCAGCCCAUACCCACGGAGACCUUCCAGGUGGCUGAUAGUCACCCCGAGGUGGCGCAGAGGGUGGAACCUGUAGGGCCACUGAAGACACCGUUGUUCCACUCCAAGUAUCACUACCAGAAAGUGGUCGUCCACCGCAUGCAGGCCAGCCAUGGGGAGACCUUCCAUGUGCUCUACCUAACCACAGGUGAGGGCUUCACGAAGGUGCAGUGAGCCUC